UCAGUCACGAGGAGGAGGAGUCACAUGAUCAGGGGCUGCUGCUCUAGGACUCAUCUGCUCAGUGUAUGCAGGACUCUGCUGUGCUGGUUGUGAUCAUGUGAUUGCUUGACUAUGCCACGUGACUGAUGACAUGACUGUGAUAUCAUGGCAGGUCCUGCAUUCGCAGAAUAAGAAUACUGGCUCCUGUACUGCUCUGCAGGUGGAGGUUCCUAUAAGGUGUCAGGACGUGGCGGUCUAUUUCUCCAUGGAGGAGUGGGAGUAUGUAGAAGGACACAAGGAUCAGUACAAGGAUCAGGUGAUGAUGGAGGAUCAGCAGCCCCUCACAUCAGCAGUCAGAUCCAGUAAGAGAACAGCAGCAGAGAGGUGUCCCCGUCCUCUUCUUCCACAGGAUCAGGAUCAGGAUGAACAUUUGAUCUAUAUUAAUACUAUAGACAUAAAGAAAGAAGAGACAGAUGUGAGCGGUGAUGAGCAGUAUAAGGAGGACUAUCCUACAGGAAUAGAUCUAAUCUAUAUUAAUGCUACAGACAUAAAGGAAGAAGAAGAGUCAAAUGUGAGCGGUGAUGAGCAGUAUAAGGAGGACAUUCCUACAGGGAUAGAUCUAAUCUAUAUUAAUACUACAGACAUAAAGGAAGAAGAAGAGACAAAUGUGAGCGGUGAUGAGCAGUAUAAGGAAGGCCUUUCUACAGAUGACUGUACCAGGAGAUCAGAGGAGAAUCUUAUAUCUUCAUAUUAUAAAGCAGAUGAUGAUAUCACACAAGAUACAUAUGAAGAACAUUCCAUUAUCCCAGAUACACCCUCAGCCCUUCACAGCCAAGAUCUCUCAUCUCAUCCCGUUAUACCCGUCCUGUCUUUUGAUUCACCGCAGACUGAAGCAAAGGGGAAGCCAUUUUCAUGUUUAGAAUGUGGAAAAGGUUUUAUGCACAAAUCAAAUCUCGUGAGACAUAAGAGAAUUCACACAGGAGAGAAGCCAUUUUCAUGUUCAGAAUGUGAAAAAUGUUUUACCGUGAAAACGUAUCUUCUUGAACAUCAAAGAACUCACACAGGGGAAAAGCCAUUUUCAUGUUCAGAAUGUGGGAAACCUUAUAGUACCAAAUCAGCUCUUUUAAAGCAUGAAAAGCAUCACACAGGGGAAAAGGCAUUUUCUUGCUCUGAAUGUGGGAAAUGUUAUACUCAGAAAUCACAACUUGUGAGACAUCAAAAAAUUCACACAGGGGAGAAACCAUUUUCAUGUCUAGAAUGUGAGAAAUGUUUUACUCUGAAAUCACAACUUAUUACCCAUCAAAAAACGCACACAGGAGAGAAGCCAUUUUCAUGUUCAGAAUGUGGAAAAUGUUUUAGUAAGAAAUCCAAUCUCGGUAAACAUCAAAUAUCUCACACAGGGGAGAAGCCAUUUUCAUGUUCAGAUUGUGGGAAAUGUUUUGCUUUGAAAUCAAUUCUUGUUGAACAUUUGAGAACGCACACAGGGGAGAGGCCAUAUUCCUGUUCAGAAUGUGGGAAAUGUUUUACAUUGAAAUCAACUCUGGUCGAGCAUGUGAGAAUUCACACAGGAGAGAAGCCAUUUUUCUGUUCAGAAUGUGGGAAAUGUUUUACUACAAAGUCAAUUCGCGAUAAACACCAACGAACUCACACGGGGGAGAAGCCAUUUUCAUGCUCAGAAUGUGGGAAAUGUUUUAGUCAGAAGUCAACUCUUAACAAACAUCAAAAACUUCACACAGGGACAAGUCAGUUUACAGGAUUAAAUGAUGAUUGGACAAUGUCGGCAAUUACAAACACGUGUCAUAUAUCAAAAAGUGUUAUAGACUCCUGACAGCGCACCCAGGUAUGAACCAUAGGGCAUAGAAUAGUUGACAUUAAUAUUUAUAAUUGUAUCUAAAAUGUUGUUAACAUUUGUUAAUAGAAGUUUACAUUUAAAGGGGUUAUCCAGGAAAAAACUUU
Molecule: messenger RNA, 1935 nt
Organism: Hyla sarda
Lineage: Eukaryota; Metazoa; Chordata; Amphibia; Anura; Hylidae
Product: zinc finger protein OZF-like
Exons: 5
Coding region: 131-1807 (558 amino acids)
Biological process (GO): negative regulation of transcription by RNA polymerase II
Molecular function (GO): RNA polymerase II cis-regulatory region sequence-specific DNA binding; DNA-binding transcription repressor activity, RNA polymerase II-specific
Source: RefSeq, a predicted model, not a curated record